Molecule: messenger RNA, 5188 nt
Organism: Contarinia nasturtii (swede midge)
Lineage: Eukaryota; Metazoa; Arthropoda; Insecta; Diptera; Cecidomyiidae
Gene: Asap
Product: arfGAP with SH3 domain, ANK repeat and PH domain-containing protein
Exons: 12
Coding region: 1352-4720 (1122 amino acids)
Biological process (GO): positive regulation of GTPase activity
Cellular component (GO): cytoplasm
Molecular function (GO): GTPase activator activity; protein binding
Source: RefSeq, a predicted model, not a curated record
GUUCGCUUGUAAUAUACGUAGAGAACGUUCAGUGUGUGUACAUCGUUUUGUGUGCGAUGAUGGCGUUUUCAAUACACGAUUGAAACUUCUCUUUUUUUUUGUAUUCGAAUCAAAUGUGAAAAGUGUUGAUAGUUUUGUGUAAGACACAACAUUGCAAGCAUUAAGUCAGCCAAGAAAAGCAAGAAGAGGAUAGUAAAAAAACAGUCAAUAACCAAGAAGAAAACACCCGAAUCAAAAGGAUUGUUUCGAAGGCAGGCAGAAAAUAUCCAAAUUGGCUGCGCACUCAAGUGAAACAAAAUCAAAUAGCAGGAGAAAAAGUGAGAGAGAAAAAAAAGAAACGAAUUAAAUAAAUCAAAGAGAUAGAAAACGAGAAUCUCAAGUGUUAUGCGUGUACAUGUCAAGGAAAUGGAACAAAAUUUGUUUGAAAACUCGGGCCAAGCGAAGAAGUUGUCAACGUGAGAAUAUUGAAAGCGUACAAACGAAAAUGCAUUUUGAAACAACGAUUUUGGCACAAUUUUGAGAGGAACCGAUAAACUGAAUUGUAUGAUGACGAAAAGAGUCCAAUGAAAAAUAAUUUAGAAAUAUAAAUUUAUAUAACGACAAUUUUGCGGAUGGCUACUCUUCUGAUAUAUUUUUCUUUUGGGGCCGAUAUAAAGUGAUUGACUAAUGCACGGGUUGCUUUAACAACAUCAAAACGACACAUAAAUGAAAUUCGAUUGGAAAAAUAAUCGUCAUCAUUGAGUGGUGUGUAUACGUAUUCAUUUUUAUUUGUAUGCAUUACGAGUACUCUGUUAAAAUGAUGUGGUAUCAACGCAGCAACAAAGUGAAAACAUUAAUGUGCAAAUUGUAAAGUGAAUCCAAAUCGAAAAAUAAAAGUUUCUUUCUGCAGAAAAAAAAAAUCAAAUCGAAACUAAAAUCCCAUUUAGUUUUGGAAAAAAAAAUCAUUUUGCAGUAGAAGCGUAAAUAAAGGCAACAACAAAUUGAAGAAACAAACAAAAAAUAUAAUAUCAUCAUCAACAACAACAAAAAAUAAUAAUAACAUAGUUAAUAUUAAUCAAAUCGUCAGUCACACACAAGCACAAAAUCAACAUCGUGUAACAAGAGAAGAGCAGUGCAAAAAGUGCAAAUAACAACAACAAAAAUUUAUAACUAUAAAAUAAUUCAAGUGAAAAUUGGCUGUGGGUAUUAUAAAAAUAUAACGGCAAAAUAGCGAAUUUUCUUCGAUUACGUGAAAAUAAUAAUAAAAAAAAAAACAAGCAAGCCAUACAGGCCAACACAUCCACACGAAAAAGUGUGCAGUCGCCGACACACCACAUAAUCAAAAGAAAUACACGUCGAAUCGAAAGGAAAAAUGCCUGGCUUAAUCGGAAUUAGUGAGUUCGUCGAUGAGGCAAUCGACGACUAUAAUUCACCGACCACAUCAACAUUCGUAUCAAAAAUGCCUCAAUGCCGUCAAACGAUAUCAGGAUUAGAAGACGCACUGGAAUUCGAUAGAGAAGGGCUAACGAAAUUGAAGAAAGCAGUUAAAGCCAUAUACAAUUCAGGAAAUACUCAUGUAGACAACGAGAUGUGCUUGGUGCGGUCGUUAGAGCGUCUUGGAAGUGCAGCGUUAUCGAAAGAAGAGCCGGAUAUUGGAGCUGCUUUUCUUAAGUUUUCCGUUGUCACCAAAGAAUUGAGCGCAUUAAUGAAAACAUUGAUGCAAAAUAUUAGCAAUAUCAUUAUGUUUCCGGUUGAUACGCUAUUGAAAUCGGAAUUGCGUGGUGUCAAAGGUGAAAUGAAACGCCCAUUUGAUAAAGCUGCCAAAGAUUAUGAAUCCAAGUAUAUGAAAAUUGAAAAGGAGAAAAAAUCACAGGCUAAAGAAGUGGGCAUGAUACGAAGCGAAGUGAAUCCAGCGGAAAUUGCCGAUGAAAUGGAAAAAGAGCGAAAACUUUUUCAGUUGCAAAUGUGUGAGUAUUUAAUCAAAUAUAACGACAUUAAGACGAAAAAAGGUAUUGAGCUGCUGCAACAUCUUGUUGAAUUUUAUCAUGCACAAAAUAAUUAUUUCAAAGAUGGUUUAAAAACAAUAGCACACUUUGGUACUUAUAUCGAUGAUUUAAGCGCAAAAUUACAAAGUAUCAAGCAAAAACAGGACGAUGAACGACGAAAACUAUUUGAGCUACGAACUUUGCUCAGAAGUGCACCGGAUUUUGAUCGUGUUGAGAAUUUAUCAACGGAAAAAGGGACAGGAUAUUCAUUGCAUCAAUUGCAAGGUGAUAAAAAUCAUGGCAUCACAAAAUCAGGACAUUUACUGAAAAAAAGCGAAGGAAAAGUGAGACGCGUUUGGCAGAAGCGACGAUGUCGUGUCACAGCCGAUGGAUUCUUAGAUAUUUACCAUGCAGACGAGUCAAAAGCACCGACACGUGUUAAUCUUCUAACGUGCCAAAUAAAACCAGUCGCUGAUGAUAAACGAAGCUUUGAUCUGAUAAGUUACAAUCGGCCAUAUCAUUUUCAAGCUGAAGAUGAAGCGGAUCAAAAGUCAUGGAUAGCAGUAUUGAUAAAUUGCAAGGAGAAAGCGUUAACUAAAACCUUUCAGCAUACGAAUCCUCAAAUAUCGCCAAGUUUAGUUGAAUUACAAAAGACUCUAAUCAGAUAUGUGGAAAAUUUACCAGGAAAUGAUCAAUGUUGUGAUUGUGGUUCGAAAAAUGAUGUGUCAUGGAUUAGUUUGAAUUUUGGCGUUUUGGUGUGCAUUCAAUGUUCGGGUAUUCAUCGUGAUUUAGGCGUUCAUCAUUCGCGCAUUCAAAGUUUAACGCUGGAUAAUAUCACAACGGCAAAUUUAUUAAUUGCACGUGCCAUGGGAAAUAAUACGCUAAACGAUGUGAUGGAAGCGACAAUUGGCAAUGUCAAACUCGAACCGGACAGCUCAAUGGAAGAACGAUAUGAUUUUAUACGAGCAAAAUAUGUGGCCAAACGUUAUGUGAUGCGAACAUGUUCGAAUGAUUCGGAUUUACGUAACGAAUUGGAGCAAUCGAUAAUAAAUGCUGAUUUGAGUCAAUUGCUUCAAGUUUGGGCUGAAGGUGCCGAUCUAACGGCGGUAUUACCAUCAUCACGACUUGGAGAGACUGCAUUACAUUUAGCUGUUUUACGUGAAAUGGGAUCAACAUUGCAUAUUGUUGAUUUUCUCAUUCAAAAUAUGCCAUCGCAGGGUUUGAAUAAAGCGACCAAUAUUACAAAUUUGGCCGAUUUGCCGGGCAAAAAUACGGCAUUACAUUUAUGUGCGUUGCAUGAUCGACAAGAAUGUAUGAAAUUAUUGUUGCGAUCGGGUGCUGACUAUGAGUUGAAAAAUGAACAGGGAAAAACGGCAUUAGCGAUAACAAAAGAAAUGGGACACGAUGCAUGCCGUGAACUCAUUGAGUGUGCAAUUCGACGACAAAAGGGCGCCUUCGAUCAUAUAAACACCGAUUGGAAUUUACCACAUGACGAUGGUUCAACGGACUUCUCCGACGAUGAUACGGUCGUUGAUGAAAAGAAACGUUCACGUCCGCCAAGCUAUGCUGGCGGUGAAUCGCCCGUUGCCAUUCGAUCACGUUCAUCAACAUGUGAUUCCAUUCAAAGUGGUUCUAGUCCAAAUGCUAUAUCGAAUCAAUUGCAACGUCAAAUGUCAAAUCAAUUGUCAGCAUCAUAUGCAAAUCAAUCAUCCGGCACCAGUCCAAAGCAACAAAAUCUAUUUCCGCAGCCGGGACGUUUGUCGCCUGGUUCAAUGUCAAAUAUCAGUGCUGCUACAGCGGCCGCCAAAAGUUUUGCCCAAGUGACAAAUUUAUCGAAUCGUAAAUCGUUGAGCUCAUCGAAAAUGGAAAAACGCACUGCACCGAUACCACCAAAUCCAACAAUGUAUAGUACACUGCCGCAUGCACCACGGCAUAGUCAAAGUGUUGAUGCCAAAGAAACGCGUAACAUGAACAAAAUACAAUGUGACACCUAUAGCACAUUGCCGCACGUACGAAACUCAGACAAUGCCAAACAAUCGCUUGAUUUGCAUUUUAGCAAUAAAAUCUAUGAGCCGCUACCAUUUGAAGCUGAAAUUGAAACGCCUGAUAAGUAUGAGAAGCAAAAAUACUCCGCCGAUCGGCAACAGCCCAGUGAAUUUACGACAUUUGGUCACAAGCGAUCGCUGAGCGGUGAAUCGAUUGGUCGAAAUUUACAUUUGGCCGGCGCAAAACUUGUAUUACCAUCGAGUUGUGAAAUUCCAAUACUGAAACCUGUUGAUAAAAAUGUGAUAAGACCAAAAUUACCACCACCUGGACCACCGCCAAAUUCAGCCACAACACCGUCAUCGAAUAACGGAAGAGAUAUCAAUCAUGGUGAAAUGGAUUAUGGCACAGAAUAUAGUGAAAAAACUUACUACAGCGAUAGCGGUGACAUGGAUUACUCCAACAAUGGUUUCGAAACUUCUGGUAUAUUGAAUGCAUCAUCCAAUUCAAUUAGUAUUGAUUUGUCACCAGGAAACACAGUAGCACGCGAUCACAACUCCAGCGAUUAUGGAUAUAUGCGAAAAAGACGUCGAUGCAGGGCAUUGUAUGAUUGUAAUGCAGACAAUGACGAUGAGCUCGAAUUUAAAGAAAACGAAAUAAUCGUUGUAUUAAAUGAACGUACCGAUGACGAAAACUGGAUGUACGGUGAAAUUGAAGGAACAUCACGUCGUGGCAUGUUCCCUGUUAGUUUUGUUCAAAUGUUGUCCGAUUAAAGAAAAAAAACACUCAUAUAUAUAUAUAUUUAUGUAUAAAAUAUAAGCAUCUAGAUGAUGGUCAUUUUAUUAUAAUUAUUAUAUUUGAAAUGGAAAAAUGAAACAAAAGACCAUACAAAUAACUGAAAAGUUGAAAUGAAUGAAAAAAACAAAACCAUACUAAAUGUUACAAUCAACCAAUUUUAGGUAUUAAUAUAUGCACUAGAUUAUUAUUAUUAUUAUCCUUUUUAUGUAUUGCAAUUAUUAAAGAAAGCAGAAAACAAUGCGGCUUGAAAAUGUGCUGUGAAUGCUUCGAUGCGAAGAAAAUGAGCAAAGUGUAUAGCCAAUUUGCAGCACAUUUUCGGCCUAUAAAAUAUCAUGCAAAUUGUACUAUUAUUAUUAUUAUUAUUUUUUAAUUUAUAAAAUACUGUUCGUUCACAAUCAUUGAUUAAUUUAUUAAAGAGAGGAAAUACAAAUAUGAAUAACGCA